Ochotona curzoniae (black-lipped pika) is the source of this 2977-nucleotide messenger RNA. It is a transcript of the gene DDX11, whose product is annotated as DEAD/H-box helicase 11. Gene Ontology annotation, biological process: establishment of sister chromatid cohesion; nucleobase-containing compound metabolic process. Gene Ontology annotation, cellular component: nucleus. NCBI's taxonomy places the organism in Eukaryota, Metazoa, Chordata, Mammalia, Lagomorpha, Ochotonidae. The transcript has 27 exons. Gene Ontology annotation, molecular function: hydrolase activity, acting on acid anhydrides, in phosphorus-containing anhydrides; DNA binding; ATP binding. The record is from RefSeq and is a predicted model, not a curated record. Bases 184 to 2904 code for a protein of 906 amino acids.
UCCACCUGUGUGCUGUGCCUCGGCAGGUCCUCCAGCCCACAUGAGGUGAAGUGGCCGGGCCCCGUGAAUGCCACAGUGCACGGUGUCGGGACUCUGUGCUGCUGGAGUCAUCGCAAACCAUAGGGCUGACUCUUGCUGGGGACACCAGUCCUGAGGGGGACGCUGUCCAUCUCUGGGAGAGACAUGGAAAGGUCCACGGGCAAUGAAACCCAGGCGGUCGACGGCGGUGGUGGCGUCCACUUUCCGUUCCCCUUCACGCCCUACCCCAUCCAGAAGGACUUCAUGGCAGAGCUCUAUAAGGUGUUGGAGGCUGGCAAGAUCGGGAUCUUUGAGAGUCCCACGGGCACGGGCAAGUCCUUGAGUCUUAUUUGUGGGGCCCUCUCCUGGCUCCGGGACUUUGAAGAGAAGAAGCGCCAGGAAGAGGCGCGUCUGCUGGAAGCUGAGUCCGCUGCCUCGUGUGGCACGGGGGACCCAGCCCCACCUCCCGAUGGCUCGAGGCCUGCAGGGGAGCCAGACUGGGUCACGCAGUUUGUGCAGAAGAAGGAAGAAAGGGACUUGUUGGACCGACUGAAGGAGGAGCAUGUCAGAAGGAAGAAGCGGGAGGAGCGACUGCAGCAGAUUCGACACAACGGGCAGCUCAGGGCUGCAGCCCAGCGCCUGAGACAGGAGGACGAGGAGACCCAGAGCCUCCUGCGCCUCAGCAGGGAGAUGCUGGCGGUGGCAGGUGCAGGCGCGGAGCCGCUGGACCAGCUGGAGGCCGGAGAGGAGGAGCUGGUCCUUGCUGAGUACGAGAGCGAUGAGGAGAAGAGACCCGUGAGCGGGGUGGAUGAGGAUGAGGAUGCUUUGGAGGAAGAACACAGGACUAAGAUCUAUUACUGCAGCCGCACACACUCGCAGCUGGCCCAGUUUGUGCGGGAAGUGCAGAAGAGUCCCUUUGGCAAGGACACGCGGCUUGUGUCCCUCGGCUCGCGGCAGAGCCUGUGUGUGAACGAGGACGUGAGGAAGCUGGGUUCCGUGCACCUCAUCAAUGACCGCUGUGUGGAGAUGCAACGUAGCAAGCAUGAGAAGAAGAGCAAAGCCGAGGAAGGGCAGCCAAAGCGAAGGCGGCGGGAGAGCCGGGCCGCCUGCCCCUUCUACAACUACGAGCAGCUGCAGCUGCUGCGGGACGAGGUCCUGCUGGAGGUCAAGGACAUCGAGCAGCUGCUGAGCCUGGGCAGGGAGGCCCGGGCCUGCCCCUACUACGGGAGCCGCUUUGCCAUCCGCGCCGCCCAGCUGGUGGUGCUGCCCUACCAGAUGCUGCUGCACGCGGCCACCCGGCAGGCCGCCGGCAUCCGCCUGCAGGACCAGGUCGUGAUCAUCGACGAGGCGCACAACCUGAUCGACACCAUCACCAGCAUCCACAGCACCGAGGUCAGCGGUUCCCAGCUCUGCCAGGCCCAUUCGCAGCUGCUGCAGUACAUGGAACGAUACGGGAAGCGUCUGAAGGCCAAGAACCUGAUGUACAUCAAGCAGAUUCUGUAUCUGCUGGAGAAGUUCGUGACGGUGCUGGGGGGGAACAUCAAGCAGAACCCCAACACACAGAGCCUGUCGCGGACGGGGACCGAGCUGAAGACCAUCAACGACUUCCUCUUCCAGAGCCAGAUAGACAACAUCAACCUGUUCAAGGUGCAGCGGUACUGUGAGAAGAGCAUGAUCAGCAGGAAGCUCUUCGGUUUCACGGAACGCUACGGGGCUGUGCCCCCGUCGUCCCGGGAGCAGCGCAGGCUGGCCGGCUUCCAGAGCUUCCUGCAGAGCCUGCAGCCUGGGGUGACUGAGGCUCCCGCCACCCCCGAUGAGGACCCGGCUGCGGUGCCACGGCUCGCUUCCCCACUCAUGCACAUCGAGGGCUUCCUGGCAGCCCUCACCACGGCCAACCAGGACGGCAGGGUCAUCCUGAGCCGCCAAGGCAACCUCAGUCAGAGCUGCCUCAAGUUCUUGCUCCUGAAUCCAGCUGCACACUUCGCCCAGCUGCUGAAGGAAUGCCGGGCCGUGGUCAUCGCCGGCGGCACCAUGCAGCCAGUGUCUGACUUCCGGGAGCAGCUGCUGGCAUGUGCCGGAGUGCCACCAGAGCGAGUGGUGGAGUUUUCCUGUGGUCACGUGAUCCCUCCAGACAACAUCCUGCCCCUGGUCAUCUGUGCCGGGCCCUCUGGGCAGCCGCUGGAGUUCACGUACCAGCAGAGGGAGCUGCCGCAGAUGAUGGACGAGGCCGGUCGCAUUCUAUGUAACCUGUGCAACGUGGUCCCUGGAGGGGUGGUGUGCUUCUUCCCCUCCUAUGAGUACCAGCGUCAGGUCCUUACCCACUGGGACAAGAGUGGCCUGUUGGCCCGCCUGGCUGCCAGGAAGAAGAUAUUCCAGGAACCCAAGAGAGCAGGCCAGGUGGAGCAGGUGCUGAUGGAGUAUUCCACGUGCAUCAAGUGCUGCAGCCGGGCAGGAGGCAUGGUGACCGGAGCCGUGCUGUUCUCAGUGGUCGGAGGGAAGAUGAGUGAGGGGAUCAACUUCUCAGACGACCUAGGCAGGUGUGUGGUGAUGGUGGGCAUGCCCUACCCCAACAUCAAGUCCCCAGAGCUACAAGAGAAGAUGACCUACUUGGACCGGACCCUUCCCAGAGUCCCAGGCCAGGCCCCCGCCGGGAAGGCCCUGGUGGAGAACCUGUGCAUGAAGGCCGUCAACCAGUCCAUAGGCAGGGCCAUCAGGCACCAGCGGGACUUUGCCAGCAUCGUGCUCCUGGACCAGCGGUACGCCCGCCCCCUGAUCCUGGCCAAGCUGCCUGCUUGGAUCCGAGACCGCGUGGAGGUCAAAGCCGCCUUUGGCCCUGCCUUUGCUGCCAUGCGGAAGUUUCAUCGGGAAAAGGCUGGCAUGCCCUGAUGCUGGCCGUACUUGCAGACUUUGAUUCUGGGCUGCAGGGGUGCUGUCCUGGAUGGGGAGGCCAAGUCCAGAC